UCUCAUCUCAAGGAUAUUCAAGGUGCACUUGUUUCAAUUCUGUCAGAUAGUGAUGAGCUUAGUCAAGAUGUUGCUUCAAAAGGUCUUGGGCUUGUAUAUGAACUAGGAAGUGAACAAGAUCAGCAAGAGCUAGUCACCACACUUGUUGAUACCCUUAUGACUGGGAAAAGAGCCAAACAUGAGAUGACUGGAGAAACUGUGGUGUUUCAGGGUGGCCUGAGCAAAACCCCAGAUGGUCAAGGUCUGUCUACCUACAAGGAGCUUUGUUCACUUGCUAGUGAUCUAAAUCAACCAGACCUGGUGUACAAAUUCAUGAAUCUGGCCAACCAUCAUGCCAUGUGGAAUUCUCGGAAGGGAGCAGCUUUUGGUUUCAACGUGAUAGCUGCCAAGGCUGGAGAGCAGCUGGCUCUAUUUUUGCCUCAGCUUCUUCCCCGGCUCUACCGUUACCAGUUUGACCCCAACCUGGGCAUUCGACAGGCAAUGACCAGCAUUUGGAAUGCCUUGGUCACUGACAAGUCAAUGGUUGAUAAGUACAUGAAGGAAAUUCUUGAGGAUUUGAUCAGUAACCUAACCAGCAGUCUGUGGAGGAUCAGAGAAUCCAGCUGUCUGGCGCUGAAUGACUUACUAAGAGGAAGACCUUUGGAUGACAUUAUAGACAAGCUUCCAGAGAUCUGGGAAAUCCUAUUCAGAGUGCAAGAUGACAUUAAGGAAACUGUGCGAAAGGCAGCAGAACUAGCCCUGAAAACUUUAAGCAAGGUUUGUGUGAAAAUGUGUGAUCCCUCUAAAGGAGCAGCUGGUCAGAAGAUGAUAGCUGUACUGCUCCCUUGCCUCCUAGACAAAGGAAUAGUAAGCACAGUUGCUGAAGUCCGAUCUCUCAGCAUUAAUACUCUUGUGAAGAUCAGUAAAAGUGCUGGAUCUAUGCUGAAACCUCAUGCACCAAAACUUAUCCCAGCCCUGCUGGAAUCCUUGAGUGUGCUGGAGCCUCAAGUCCUCAAUUAUUUGAGUCUUUGUGCAACAGAUCAGGAGAAAACUGCAAUGGAUAGUGCCAGACUUAGUGCUGUCAAGUCAUCUCCCAUGAUGGAAACCAUUAACAUGAGCUUGCAAUAUUUGGAUGUGUCCGUCCUGGGUGAGCUGGUUCCUCAGCUGUGUGAACUGAUCAAAAGUGGAGUAGGCCUUGGCACAAAGGGAGGCUGUGCCAGUGUAAUUGUGUCAUUAACCACACAGUGUCCUCAGGACUUAACACCUUAUUCAGGCAAACUUAUGAGUGCUUUACUUAGUGGUCUGACUGAUCGCAACAGCGUGGUACAGAAGUCUUUUGCCUUUGCUAUGGGGCAUCUAGUCCGGACUUCCCGGGACACUAGUACUGAGAAGCUGCUGCACAAACUGAGCAGUUGGUACAUGGAGAAAGAAGAGCCAGUUUACAGAACAGGCUGUGCUUUAACUGUGCAUGCAAUGGGACGCUACAGUCCAGAUGUAGUGAAGAACCAUGCCAAACAUGUGCUGCCAUUGGCUUUUCUUGGCAUGCAUGAAGUUCCCAAUGAAGAGAAAGGAGAGAAAGAGAAUUCUACUCUGUGGACUGAAGUUUGGCAGGAAAAUGUACCUGGUACUCAGGGUGGCAUCAGGCUGUAUAUGCAGGAGUUGAUAACCAUUACCCAGAAGGCUCUGCAGUCCCAGUCCUGGAAAAUGAAAGCCCAGGGAGCAGCUGCCAUGGCAUCAAUUGCCAAACAGACAGGCUCCCUUGUGCCACCACAUCUGGGAAUAGUGCUCUCUGCACUGCUGCAAGGCUUGCCAGGAAGAACCUGGACUGGGAAGGAGGAGCUGUUAAAGGCCAUUGCCAGUGUCGUCUCUGCAUGCAGUGCAGAGCUGCAGCAAUCAGUGCCUGGCCAGCCCACUGUCAAUGAUAUUGUCCAGGCUGUCCUGAAAGAAUGUCGGAAAGAGAACCUGAAGUAUAAGAUGGUGGCACUGCGCUGUGUGGCCGGGGUGCUCCAGGCAACAAAGGAAGACCGGUUCCAGGAGCUGGCAGAUAUUGUCUUUCCCAUGAUAAAGAAGAACUCUCUUGAGAGCAUGGGCAUGGGUUUACCAAAGCAUGACGAAGAGGACGAAGAUAUGAGGGAGAAAGAGAUGCAGAUGGAGUCCCUGAUCUGCGCCUUUGAGACCCUAGGCAAAGCCUGGCCAAGGAGCCCGGAGACACAGCGUUGCUAUCGCCAAGAGUUUUGCAAGUUAAUGUGUGACCGUCUGAAGCUCAGCACAUGGAAAGUGCAGCUUGGAGUGCUGCAAGCCAUGAAUGCCUACUUUCAAGGGCUAAUGCUGUUUGAUGAGGAGCACUCAGACCCUGUGGCUUUAACAGAAAUACUAUUGGAAACCUGUUCAUCUAUCACCCAUUCUUUAGAAAACAAAAGCUACACGUCCAUAAGAACAGAAGCUUUGUCUGUGAUACAACUGCUGCUCACCAAACUGCAAGAAGCCCAACAGUGGGAAGGCCUAACACGGGAAAGCAGAGAGCACCUCAUUCGUUCGUUGUCUACAAUGGCAUCAGAUAGCAGACCCGAGCUACAAGAGAAGGCAUUUAUAUUGAAGAAAACACUUGAAAAUCUUGACUAA
This is a messenger RNA of Pterocles gutturalis (yellow-throated sandgrouse), 2601 nucleotides long. RefSeq names its product proteasome-associated protein ECM29 homolog. The transcript is spliced from 24 exons. The record is from RefSeq and is a predicted model, not a curated record. The annotation marks the transcript as partial. Lineage: Eukaryota; Metazoa; Chordata; Aves; Pterocliformes; Pteroclidae. Gene Ontology annotation, molecular function: molecular adaptor activity. Gene Ontology annotation, cellular component: nucleus; cytoplasm.